AGGAGGCUCCGGCCGCCCCUCGCCGCACCCGGCGGGGAUGGGACUCGCCGCCGCCCUCCUUGGCCCCCGCCCCGUGCAGUGAGAGCCGCUCCCGCCCUCCGCGCCACGCGGGUGGAUGCUUCGGCCCCGCAGCCUCGCGGGGCGCCACAGGUUAACACUUAACCUGAAGCAGCAAAAACUGAAUGAAAACUUGAGAGAGAACAAACUACAAGCAUUCUUCUCCAGGUUUUCCUUCUGCGUCCAUCAGAAAUUCAUUAUGGCAGCCUGCUGUGAGCAAUGACAUUUUCUGAAGAAUAUAGAUGCCAAAAAGCCAGACAGAAACAGUGGCCUUGUUUUCCUCUUACUCCAACCUAUUGAAAUGGCACUCUUAAGCUGAUACUGUUGACUGUUGUUAGCAAGACAAACUCUUGGCUGGACUUUUUUUUUCCUGAUCCCUACCCCAAUGUUUUGAUGAAUGGUUGACCGUGACAUCAUGUAGUAGGCCCUGAAGUGUUGUCAUAACAGUUGCAAUGGUUUUAUACACUUCCCCAUUUCCCAACAGCUUUCUGUCAGGUCUGCAUUCCUUUUCUUGGGGCCUGAUUUUCCCAUGUUAUUGGUUUGCAGACAGGCUUGUAGCCUCUUUUGUUCCAACCAGCUAUGAAAAACGUCAAAGGGCAGAUGACCCCUGCUACUUUCAUGCACUCUGUAUCAUCAUCACUACUCCCAUCUACCUGGCACUCCUGGUGGCAUCUCUUCCUUUUGCCCUGAUUGGUUUCUUCUUAUGGUCACCUCUCCAGUCAGCCAGAAGGCCAUAUAUUUACUCUAGGCUAGAAGACAAGAGCCAGGUCAAUGGAGCUACACUACUCACUGAAUGGAAAGCUACCGGCAAUGGGAAAAGUUUCUGCUUUGGCAGUGCCAAUGUUUGCCUGCUACCAGACUCCCUGGCAAGGUUUAAUAAUGUUUUCAAUACACAGGCACGGGCUAAAGAAAUUGGACGAAGGAUACGAAAUGGGGCAAGCAGACCACAGAUCAAAAUAUAUAUAGAUUCUCCUACUAACACAUCCAUCAGUGCAGCAAGUUUUAGCAGUUUGGUCUCUCCCCAAAGUGGAGAUGGCACUAACCGUGCAGUUAAUGUAGGCAUCAAAAGGACAACAUCUAUGGAAUAUAAAGGAGACAAUUCUGGUUCAAACAACAGUGAAGAUGGCAGAGAUGCUAAAAGUGGAGCAGGAGAACCAAAUGAAGGAGAGGACAAUAACACAUGUAUAGUACGCAUAAGUGGAGAGGAUAAUGGUCACAUUUCAGACCCAGAUGUGGAUACUGUUAUUAGCCAUCCAAAUAACAGUGGGCCUGCAGACCACUCAUCAGAGGGUGACUCAGAGAGCCCAAAGGGUCAAGCACCCAACCAUAAACAAAAAGAUGGAGAUUCUGGGAGUUUAGACAGCUACACUGCCUCACGAGAGUCCCUAGUUAAGGUUCGCAUUGGAGAUGGCACAGUGGACCAAAGCAGCAUUAAUAACAAGCUUCUUUACAAAGCCUCAAUCAUGAAGAAGACUUCUGUGAGGAAAAAGAAGCAUAUGGAUGAGGCCUUUGACCAUGAGAUAUCUGCUUUCUUCCCUGCCAACUUGGACUUCCUGUGCUUGCAGGAAGUAUUUGACAAAAGAGCAGCAGAGAAAUUGAAAGAGCAGCUCCAUCACUAUUUUGAAUACAUUCUGUAUGAUGUUGGGGUCUACAGUUGCCAUGGCUGCUGUAGCUUUAAGUUUGUAAACAGUGGCUUGCUUUUUGCCAGCCGCUAUCCAAUUAUGGAUGCUACCUAUCACUGUUACCCCAAUGGAAAAGGAACAGACUCCUUGGCUUCUAAGGGAGCUUUGUUUCUCAAGGUGCAAGUGGGAAGUACACCUCAGGACCAAAGAAUUGUAGGAUAUAUUUCCUGCACUCACUUGCAAGCUCUGGCAGGAGACACUACUGUUCGAUGUGAGCAACUGGAUCUGCUUCAAGAUUGGCUGGCUGACUUCCGAAAAUCUACCUCCUCCUCCAGCACAGCCAAUCCAGAGGAGCUGGUAGCUUUUGAUGUGAUCUGUGGGGAUCUGAACUUUGACAACUGUUCAUCUGAGGACAAGUUGGAGCAGCAGCAUUCCCUGUUUACACGGUACAAGGACCCAUGCAGACUUGGUCCUGGGGAGGAAAAACCAUGGGCAAUUGGUACCUUGCUAGAUCCUGAAGGAUUAUAUGAUGAUGAAGUGUGCACUCCAGAUAAUCUACAGAAGGUGCUGGAAAAUGAAGAAGGGAGAAAAGGGUACCUAGUCUAUCCCACCAGCAAGAACCAUAGUUCAAGUCAAAAGGGGAGGAAGUCAUCGCUAAAAGGCAAUGGGAGGAGGAUUGACUACAUGCUUUACACAGAAGAGGGUCUCUAUCUGGAAUGGAAAGUGGAAGUGGAAGAGUUCAGCUUUAUUACCCAGUUAGCAGGUUUGACAGACCAUCUGCCUGUUGCCAUGCGUCUGGUGGUAUCUACGGGGGAAGAUGAUCCUUAAAACUGACCAGCUUAGAAGAUCAGAAGCAGAAAGUUUCAGCUUGUGACAUAGAAGAAGAUGGGAAAGAAUUUUGCUGGUGCCACAUUAAGAAAAAUUACCAGACCUGACCCACGCUAUCCCCAACUCCAUCUCCUUUCAAGUUCCUACCCAAAAUGUACCAACAUUUGGAGACAUAAAGAGGGAAGAAAUUAUGUGGGUUUGGACUGGUAACAAACCACUAUUACAAGUUGUUCAGGCAACAGGGCAGGCCUUUAUCUCAAUACUUUCACUGUGGACUGAAAGGAACCAAGAUGGAAGUCCCAAUUCCUUUUGAACCAGUGCCAUUCUUACUAAAAUACAUUUUUAUACUAAUAUAUAGCACAAAUUAGUUUGUAAUUGGUCUGUGAGUUAGUGCUGCCCAAUGGUUUUUGCAUAAUUUCUUUGUAUAACUAAGAAACUAAGGCUUUUUUCUUUUCUUUUCUUUUUUUAGCCUAUUAAUGUUGUAGUAGCAUGCCUGCAUCAGUAGCAUGCGCUCGCAUUGCAUGCCACUUUGAGACAAAAUAGUCAUUAAGAUACCAUGGGGGAAAAUAAAAAUAGAAAUGGGAAUUCAAAGUCAGAAACUAGCCAAAGAAAAGUAUUCUGGGACUGGCUAGCCAUUUUUCAUUUAGCUUGGUGGGUUUUAAAACUAAAAUCUAUGUUCAGUUUGCAGAUCAAGAUUUUUCUUUCAGAGCCCUCGGUUUAAGGAUGAGACUGAAAAUUGAGAAAUUAAACUCUCAAAAUUCACUUUUACUGUUAUUUAUCUACCUUUAUUUUCCUUUCCCACAUCUAAAGCCGUUCCAUUUCCAGUACAAGGAAACAGAGCAUGUUAUGAUAAUGUAAAUAGAUUCAUGUGAUACUGCUGGUAACACUGGAGCCAAUGUUCUGCCUUUGCUGGAAAAAGUUAAGAAAUGGCUUGCAAAAUGCAUGCUAGAUAUUGGGUUAAACAUAAACAGAGAAAGUGAUGUUUUCAGGAAACGGAGUGGAGUGAGAGAGAUAAAGACAGUGUAAGAUAUAGUAGUUCCUUUGAAAAUCAAUUUUGAGAGAAACAGAAAAUGGUAGUUGGCAGCAGAAUAAAGAGAAUGGAACUGUGAAUCCCAAUCUAAAAGACCUCUCUUCUGAACUGAAGGUAAUUUUUCAUGUGUUAGAGGUGACCCCGCAUUGUUUAUACACUAAUGGACUUCAUAGGAGUCUUGACCAUUUGAUUUUUUUCCCACCAUGUAGAUGCAUCAGGCUUCUCUUAGCAUUGAUUCUCUUUACCUUUCUGUCCCCAAGACCUUCUUGCCUACCCUUUCCCUUCUUACCUCUCUGACCCUAAAUUAUUAAAUGAAAAAUUAGGGGUGGGCUUAAUAACUGGGGCUUCUCACUCCCCCCCUCUUGCUCAUUUAAGGAUUUAAAAUGAGACAAGAGCAAGGGCACACAUGGCAGCAGGGGGGACACUGCUCUGAAGAAAAGUGAUUUGUUCCAUCAAAACUGGUGGGAGAUACUGCUGGGCCCACAACAUCAGCUAUAUAUCCUUUACUUAUUAAUCCAACUCAGUACUUAUCUUUUCCUUCAGUCUAACCCUACGUUAUGUUAUGUUUCUUUUUUUAAAGAAAACAGAAGACUAGGUAAAUUUAAACUUUAGCUAUAUACACACACUUGUUUCUGUUUAAAUAUUUCAGUUAAACUACCACAGACUCCUGUGUGGAUGCUUAUUCUGGUUGAGCAUAAACCUGUUGCAAAUAGGCUGAAACAAAGCCAAAAUAGCAACACAGGUUUAAAUAGCAACUAAGGUCAUGUGUAGAUGAAAUGAGGAGCACGUGUACACGACACUUUAAAGUGGGCUAAAUGCUUUUGCAUCACUUUAAUGGUGUCAGUGUUUUCAUGCCUCAGCUGCGCAUUAAUUCCAGCUGCUGUAGGAAAUUCAGUGGUGUAAUGCGCCUUAAAUGGCUUGGGGUGCAACAAACUAAAACUCCUCUGAAGAGUUUUAGUUUGCUGCCUCUACAGCUGCGGAAUGAAGCACCAGGCUUCAUGCAGCUCCUUGGCUCUGCAGGAAGCCCUGCAGGCAGCCUGAUAGUAGCCUGGGAAGACAAGCUCCACCCAAGAAAAGUGGUAAGCCUGAUCCUUCCCCCUCUCCUUCCCCGCCUCCCCGGACCCUGCCUGCCUGCCUGAGCUACUCAGGGGCCCGGUGCUUCCCUCUGCGGCUGCAGUGCCCCUGGGACCGCCCAAGCUGGGUGCUGCCUGGCGGGGGGGAGAGGGGCCAUCGCCAAGGGAAGCACCAGCCCCCCGCAGCCCAGGGACCGCUCCACCCGCCAGUAGAUCACUGUCCUCUCCCGACCUCCGGAGAGGCAGGCAAGUUGGGUGUGUGCAUGACACGGGUUUAAUUGGCUCUAAAUUGGAGCAAUUUUUUUAAAAACCCACCACUUCAAUUAUGGGCCCCCAUUUCAUCUACACACGCUGUAGAGUCUGUGCAACCUCCUAGUCUAGCUAAUUGGAUUUUUGGUUUUUAAAUCAACAUUUUGGUUAAACCAGUAUCACCCUGCAUGUAGAGGAGGCCAUAGUGAUCAUGAAAGUAAAGGACUGAGAGGUUUGGCUAGACCUCAGCAGAGCUAUGCAAGUUCCCAGCUCUGCCAGUGCAACUCAACCUUGACUUGUCAUUUCUCCCAUUUUCCUGUCUUCACCUCCUUUGAACAGACUGCCUCUUAUAACUAAAUUGUGCCAAACUGCAUGGUGGUUGGCAAAGUGCACCAAAUAGAGACUAGAAUGAAACCAGACUGGUUCCCCUUUGGGACGGAAGAGGGGCUAAAGACUGAAGCCUACAGAGUUGGAAGUUUUUGUGUGCUAGCCGACUUCCCCGCCUGUUCUUCUCUGGGCAGAUUUCUUUACAUACUCAUGAGCACAUAUGGUUUCUUAGCUCUCCCUUGAACUGAGAAAGACUUGUACCUGAAACAGUGCUUUUAAUCCUAUUUUCUAUCUUGCUUGUAUUUUAUUAACCUUUUUUAGAAACAGUAUCAGUAGCAAUUUGUGCACUCUCCAACAGCUCUGCUACCAUAUUGCUAUCAAUAGUAAAAUUAAAUCUUACAGUAUUUUUAAUAGCUUUCCUAAUAAUGUAAAUUAGUUUGAUAUCAAAUUCACUAAAUAUCAGUUAGAGUAGCUAAAUUUGACACUGUGUGGGAUAUAAUCAUAAAAAUUACUGCCAAACAAGGUUACAUUUAUUUACAGUAAAACUAAUGUAGUCUAAAUUAUUUUCAGUUCAGUUCUGUGAAAUCCAUGCUGACUAAAACACCAGGCACUUUCAUCAAUCUUUUGAGAUGUGUUGAGAAAUAUUUUUUCAAUCUUGAAGUAAACAGUUUUAGAUUUUGAUGUUAGUUUUUCAGUGAUCUGUUUUUAAUGGUUGAAAAAUAGUUGUAAAACAGUCUCUAUUUUAAAGAAAAUACUAACCAAUGUAGUUAGUUCUUACUAAUUUACUGUCUUAUGGAUCUAACUUUGCAAGAGGAUGAUGCUGAGAGGUACAGCAUUGUGAUGCCAUUGUGUAUAAAUGCUUCUUGCUUUAUUGCAUCAACCCUGUGCCUUCUGAUGCCUUGAUCUGGUUGAGGGAUUUAGAGUACCUGUAGUGGGAAAUGGCAGAACAUAUGCUUUCCACUCCAGAAAACUGUCAGGUAAAGAAACCAAAUUCUCUGUCAUUACUCUUAUUCUAUAUGAUGGUUCUGAGAGAAUAAUUCAGACAAUGAUACUGGCAGGAUAUUUGGUGUUUGCCUUAGAACUCAUGACGUGAUUCCAUAAAAUUAAUCCACAGGAAAUUAAACCGCAAGCAACUCCUCAGAGGUCAAUCCAAGCCUGAUUUAAGGGCAGUGUGACCAAGCCUAACAGCAGUAUGUGAUCUAUAAAGGGUUUGAGUUAAAUUUACACAACAUCUACUCUCUCCACUCCUCAUAAGAAUUUCAGCUGUCUCCAAAGAGUGGGUGUGAUCAUACUCUUUGGUCAUCAUACUCCUUUUAAUUAAAUAAUUAGUAUCACUGAACCUCACUAUUAGUUCUUGAUGGCAUGAACGUAGAUAUUGUAGGUAAGUGUCACCUAACAGCUUUAAAAAAAGGUAACACACACAAAUACCUAUUUAUGAUCCAAUGACGAAUUGUGCUACAACAUGUCUCAAGCUCUAAGGAGUGAACCUGACUAUAUCAUAGAAGAAACUCAAUGACAAUGCUCCAUAGUAUAAUGCUAUAUUUAUGAUUGGUCAGUGUCCUCUCAUGUUAUGGCUGUGGUACAGACCCAGGGUAAAGAAGCAAGAAAAAUUGGCUACUCAGGAAAGGGUUAAUUUUACUCAUUAUUAACUUCAUAGGAAAUUGCAGGAAGCUGCAUCCUGCUGGAUUGAGCCCUACAACUGAGGGUACUUUGAGCUGGUCUCUUUGAAGGAGAUUACCAAUAUCCUCUUGUGCAGGUUACUGCAAUAUCUUGCCUCAGAUGCUUUCAGUCAGUUGCAUUACACCCCAGCCCUACCUGUUGGAUAAAGCAUGAAGAUUUAUUAGGGGACCCACAAUUUGUCCCCUUGGAAAAUUUUGUUGGUUGGUGUGUUUUUAAAUGGCAUUCAUUCAGUGAUACAGAUUAAACAGACCUGAUUGUGUACAGUUUAGUAUCAGAACUGCUUUUGAGCCACUUUGUUGGCCCAAGUACAGCUUGUCAGAUUUAAUACAUAUCGUCAGCUCUGAAAAUGAAAUGUUUUUCCCUGCCUUUGGGUCAAGAGGGAUAAGAAGAGGAAUGCAUAGUAAUCAAAUGUAUAGAAAAACUCCUGCCUUGGUCAUCCAUGGUCACAGUGUUACUGAAGAUUUCAUUUGUCCAUGCCAUCUUGUUUUAAAUAUGAUUAUUUAUCUUGAUGCUUUUAAAUAUUGUAUUAUUGCUAAGGUUUAGAAAUCCUAUAUAAAAUAACCUUUUUUUAUUUCAAUGAUUUUUCGGUAUUGUAUCCUUCUGGGAAUCUAAUGUUUUUAUAUGGUAAGCACACACCUUCUGACAUUUUGUUAUAAAUGUAUUUAAAAAAAAAACAGCAAAAAACAAAAAAACAAACAAGUUCAUUGGUUUCUCUGCCUGUAUGAAAACCACAAACUUAUACCCGAUAAAAACAAGAUAUUUUGAAAAAGACUGCUUUUUCUUUUCCUUAUUGGUGCUGAAAGGAAUUAUUGGAUGAUGCAAAUGAAAUAAUAAAACUUCAAGGUUCAAAUGUU
Molecule: messenger RNA, 7720 nt
Organism: Alligator mississippiensis (American alligator)
Lineage: Eukaryota; Metazoa; Chordata; Crocodylia; Alligatoridae
Gene: SMPD3
Product: sphingomyelin phosphodiesterase 3
Exons: 9
Coding region: 510-2507 (665 amino acids)
Biological process (GO): sphingomyelin metabolic process
Cellular component (GO): cytoplasm; extracellular region
Molecular function (GO): sphingomyelin phosphodiesterase activity
Source: RefSeq, a predicted model, not a curated record